Umbelopsis ramanniana AG is the source of this 719-nucleotide messenger RNA. RefSeq lists its product as uncharacterized. NCBI's taxonomy places the organism in Eukaryota, Fungi, Mucoromycota, Umbelopsidomycetes, Umbelopsidales, Umbelopsidaceae. The record is from RefSeq and is a predicted model, not a curated record. The coding region runs from base 210 to 497 and encodes 95 amino acids. The transcript has a single exon.
GAGGACACCAACGAUUUGCAAUAACCCCAACUUUCAUACUCAUGGGGUGUUGCAGCUCUACUUUACAAGAUCUUACAGUAGAGCUGUGAUAAUCGUUGGCGUCUCUCUUGUGUCUUCUCGUGUGGUUUGUUUAUAGAUUGUUUCUCUCUCUUCUGAACCUUGCCUUUGCUUUGUAAUAUUCCUCCUCUUGUUCAUACCCUGUUUAUAAAAUGUUUUUAGACUCUCACCUCAUAUCACCUUUUGUUUUUUUUUUCUUCUUUCCUCUCUGUUUCUCUCUUUGUGCUUGCCCUGCUUUUGUUGACUUCGGUCCUAUCAUUGUUGAAGGAGACAGGGGCACUUUCCCUGACAUGCCAACCCACCCAUGGAGCUUCUGUAUGAAAAUAGAAGAGACCCGGGUGAAUAUUAUGGCUAUUUGUUUUUCAUUUCAUCAUUUUGUCGUAUCAUCUUUGCCAAAAUCUUAUGUAAUUAAAUCACCUCCCCCAACUUGUAUGUAUUGAUCCCGCCUCACAUUCCUUUGAUCAUCAUUUUUUAUUGUACACUGUGAAAUAAAAAUUGAAAGCCCACCAACCUCUCCAAAAGGUGUCUGGGUCGCUCGCUCCCUAAUGGCAUGAUACAAAGUGGCAGGCAGUAGUACUUUUUUGGUUUUUUUUUUUCAUUUUCUGUCGAAAAAAUGCAAAUAAACGGAUGAUGAUAAUCGUAUUCUGUUGAGCAAUGUUUUC